Molecule: messenger RNA, 2736 nt
Organism: Amoebophrya sp. A120
Lineage: Eukaryota; Dinophyceae; Syndiniales; Amoebophryaceae
Source: the annotation of a GenBank genome assembly
AGCGCGGCUGGCCCGGCUGGAGCUGCGCGUAAGGGAGCAGCAUUUGUUGAGCAGCACGGGCAGCCAGGAGAAGACGCCGAGUGGACGACGAAUUGCCCAACAAGAAAUAUUAAAGAGCACCAAUUCAUCUUCAACCUCGACAACUUCCGGCAACUACGUUUUUCCGCUAGUACAAGCAGAGGUGAUCCGGCAUGCCACGUUGAUUGAACAGGAAAAACUCUCCUCGACAACCACAAUCGCCAAAAAUCCGUCUUGCGAUCAAGAUCCGAAACCUGAGGAGGACCUUGACAGCUCGUCGAAACCUCGUCAUCUAGUUGGCCGGUCCGUGAGUAGCUGUUGUACUUCUAGCGGCAUAUCGUCCACCGGCAAUAAAGCUGCAUUUGCAAAGGCUGAGCCGAUCGUUCCGCCGCUGCACGGCUUAGCGAGUGCGACCGGAUCGUUUGCGUCUGCUGCGCCCUGCGGGCUUCACGACGGACAGGUGUCCACCCCGCCACUCCCGCCCAGUGCGGAGCGGAGCCAAUCGCUCGAAGUAAACAACAACGAAAAUGAUAAUUGUCUUUGUGUCAAAAAUACCUCCGCCGAAGAUCAUCAUGCAUCGGUCCGUCCGCGCACGGUGCGGAAGCAGGGGCGGGUGCGGUGCGUGGCGGUACCCUCUUCGCAGUUCGGGAUCGCCAUGCAGGAAUUGCCCACCAAAGCGACAGACGCGUUCCAGAAAGCCCGAGAGCACUUGGCGAAGGUAGAAGUUUUUGUCUCAUGACAACCUUUUUUUUAGAUUCGCUCGCGUGGUCACACUUCGAAGUACUAAGUGCCGAACGGUCAGAACACAGACGGUGCUACAUACCUGCUAUAGUGACAAGAAAGACAAGGACUGAACCCUUAGGUGCAAAACUUCGCGUACGCACCCCGUGCCCGGAGUGUGAUCCGGGAUCCGCAGUACACAAAACGGGCGGACUCCCCCACGUUGGACAGCAUCAAGCAGCGAAACCGCGAGCUGAUCCGGGCAACUUCCCCGUUUUCGACCAGCAUGACGGUGAUGCGAAGCAAGUCCGUCACAGCCUUGCAGCCGAUACGCAAAGGAAGAAUGAUCAUGUUGAAAAAGAUCUGAUGUCCGCACUGUUGUGGCUGGCCUUACGUUAGAAGUGGAUACAACUUUGAACAAGGCCGCAAAAUUUACGCAUGAGCAACACUGUGAUGUUUAGGUUUUUGCAUCAGACGAAGAUCGACGGUUUGAAAAAACCCGCCAGGGUGGAGAUGAAAGGACCUACAUCAGCUUUCUUCACUUCAAUAAGACAAAGUCGACGUUGGGAGAGGACCCUUUGCGCGUCAUCCUUCUGUGGUUCAGGGACGGGUUUCUGGGUAUAUUUAUGAGAUUUUUUUGAAUACUUUUUGCGGGCGGAAGAAACUGAAUAGAGGUGAAGAUCUCUCGGGUGUCAAGUCACGGCUUGUAACCACUCGCGCAUGAGAAGUUCAUUCGGAUGAAGAAAAAAAUCUCCACUAGCAACACGUUCGUCUCCAGUGUUGCCCCCGGCUCCGCGACCUCCUGUGCGGCACCGACAAAUCCCUGGCACCAACUCCUCGUUCCCAGCGCCAACGAUCCGGCUAGUACGGCAAAGCCCUUCACCCCGAUUCUCGGCAAGCGCGCCGCGCUGGCGGAGCGGGCCUGGUUGCUGCGCCAGCAAACGAGCGGCACGCAGUCGGUGUUUUUUCCCUCGUCCCGCCCGCCACCGCCGGUUGUGGCCCGGAUCUCCGCCACGGUACUCCAGCAAAAUCCCCGUGGCAACCAGCAAUCACCGGCAGGAUUCGCGUUCCAACAGUGUCGCAGCGUAGGGGUGCCGCAACAGGGUGUCAAUACGUUUUCCAAGCCUGUGAUGGCAGGAACCUACCAGCAACAGAAUGUUCCGGACUUGACUAAAGAUACGGCAGCUUCGUCGGGCGAUGAGACGAAGCAGGGGGACGACUUGGAGGAGGUGCAAAGGAUGUUGCUGCGACAGCAAAGUGGUCCCGUGGGAAUUUUGAUGACUCCGCAGUAUCAAUAGGGGCGCGGUAGGUCGUGACGAGAGAGUGUAGUUGGAACAAUGAAGUAGAACAGGGGAAUAUGAUAGCUUGUUGCAGAUGAAACAACUCACAGUAGAAACACGAGCGCGAACAAUGCGCGUCCCCGUGGUCCUCCUCCUCGUUGCUGUCGUCUAAAUGUGAUGCUAUCAACUACAGCGAGAAGUUCGCUAAUAGGGGUGAUGUCAUGUACUUAAAAGGUAUGGUUGUGUUCUGUUUCUAGAAGCAGAUGGUGCAACAUUUCUGAAGUGUCUAACGAUCCUGCUAAAGCUUUUUGUACAUACUUUUACGUAUUGAAUGGCAAUACAUACCCUUGUUUUGACCACAAGUUCGAGAACAUUCCACAGUUCGUUGCCUGGGAAAGCUGAGCAUCAACAUUUUCAACUGUAUACACUUUUUGUGCCCCCAUAAUGCGUGUACGUGUAGAGUUGUCCAUCAUGAACAGAAAAACGUGUACUACAUAAUUAAAACAAAAAGUAGCUCUCCUGUCUUUCCACGUGAGUUGAGGCGGCGAAAUCCCCUCGCUGGGCGAAGUGUUGGAGAAUGAUCUCCAGUAGUUCUUCUUCCACCCGUUCAACUUGCAAUUGAGCUGGAACUUCGUGGUGCCUAAUCCGGAUAAACCAGUUUCCCACUGCGUUCUUCUUGCUUUUUCUUUUGAAGUCAGGACAAGUGUGAAUCCAAAAA